Molecule: messenger RNA, 641 nt
Organism: Schistosoma rodhaini
Lineage: Eukaryota; Metazoa; Platyhelminthes; Trematoda; Strigeidida; Schistosomatidae
Source: the annotation of a GenBank genome assembly
GACUCAAUGACUACACUUGACAAUAUUGAUCAAGAACCAGAACAUGGAAGUGAUGAAUUAGUUUUGCCAGAAAAUAAGGAAAACAAAACUAGCGAUAAUCAUGUUGAUAAUGAAACAGAUCAGUCCAUAGGACAUAUGCGUGAUGAAGCCUUAAGGCGUAAAGAACGUUUAAAGCAAUUACGUAUGAAAAAUGCAUCACAUAAAAGUAUUAUACACUUAAACAAUGGUGAUAAUGGAGAAUUACCCAAACCGAUAUUUCGAAAUUACAAACCACAGUCAGAAGAAUUAAAAGAUGGUGAAUUGCCUGCUGGUAAACCGGUAGAUCUGAACAAGCACAUCAUUGCACAACUUGAAGCUGCCGAUGCACCAGUUAUUGUUGAUGAAGUUAAUCUAUCAAGUCUUGCACCUCGUAAACCUGAUUGGGAUUUAAAAAGGGGUGUUGAAAAGAAAUUGCGUAAAUUAGAACGUCGAACUCAACGUGCUAUUGCUGAAUUAAUUCGUGAACGUCUUCUUGAAACAAGUGUCGAUUCCACUGAGACAUAUGCAAACCAUUCGAAAUCAAUUGAAUGAUGAAUUAUUUUUUGAACCUUUUAUUAUUAUUAUUUUGUAUAAAAUAUACUUGCGCAUACUGAUUCAUGAUG